AUGCACCUUACCGAGGACGAGGUCUAUCGCACCUCGACCCAGUACCGCCUGUGGUCCUUCACCCCCGAGCGCCUGCGCUCGCUGCGCAACUCGACCAACGUCAAUGCCGCCGAGCGCGUCAAGGCCAACAUCAAGCGCUUCAGGGCUCAGAAGUCGGCCGACGAUGCCGCUCAACAAAACGGCGGCGCCAGUACUGGCUCCGAUGGCCUCGACAUAGACCCACUUACCCCGGACGAAGAGCUCAAGCUGGUCACCAAGAUCUGCAAGACCUGCGUCGAGUUUGCCGACUUUGCCAAAAAGAACACCAAGUUCAACUUCCCCACAAACGUCAUCGCCACCGCAGUCCAGUAUGUGAAGCGUUUCUAUCUGUUCAACUCCAUCAUGGUCUACGACCCCAAGAAGAUCAUGCCCACAUGCCUCUUCCUCGCCACCAAGACCGAAAUCCACUGGACCCCCGCCGGUGAACUCGCCCCGCUACUUGGCGCCCGGAUGACCGCCGAAGACAUCCUUGCCCCCGAGUACCUUGUCGCCCAGGCUCUCCGCUUCACAUUCGACAUAAGGCAUCCGUACCGGGGUCUGAACGGUGGGAACAUGGAGCUGAUAGCCUUGGCCAAGGGGGAGGCCGCCAUGCUGCCUGGCUCCGGCAGGACGCCUCAAGCUGCGCAGGCCGAGAUGCUGAGGCUCCCUGAGCGGGCCGACGGCGUGCCGUCUACGACCGCCAGCGACGAGCGGGCCAUGGUGAACCGCAUCGGCAACGCCUACAACGUAGCACGCACGACGCUCAAGAGCGUAGCACCCAUCUCGGACGCCUACUUCUUCUACACGCCCGCCCAGGUCUGGCUGGCCGCCAUGCUGCUCGCCGACGAGCCGCUGACGCUAUUCUACGUCGACACCAAGUUCCCCAGCGCCGCCGCUGCCGCCCAGGACGAGAAGCAGGCCGCCGCGUGGGAAGUGCGGAACAAGCUCGUCGCGACUAUCAGGGCGUGCGCGCAGCUGCUCGAGGCGCAGCGCAAGGUGCUCGAGGGCUCCGAGCUCGACGAGGAGUGCAAGCGCAUCGCCCGCAAGCGUGACUUGUGCAGCGACCCCGAGAAGGCUGACUUGAUCGGCCUGCAUGCGGCGCAGAAGCGGGGCGGUGCCUCCGAGGGCCAGGUGGCGGAAAAUCUCGCGAAGAGGAGGAAGCUGGAACGGGAGAACAGCCAGAAGCAGUCGGACGACUUUUGGGGACCCGAACUGAAAAAGGAAUGA
This is a messenger RNA of Lasiodiplodia theobromae, 1245 nucleotides long. Its product is annotated as Cyclin CCL1. The record is from RefSeq and is a predicted model, not a curated record. Bases 1 to 1245 code for a protein of 414 amino acids. Lineage: Eukaryota; Fungi; Ascomycota; Dothideomycetes; Botryosphaeriales; Botryosphaeriaceae. The transcript is spliced from 2 exons. Gene Ontology annotation, molecular function: cyclin-dependent protein serine/threonine kinase regulator activity. Gene Ontology annotation, cellular component: transcription factor TFIIK complex; nucleus. Gene Ontology annotation, biological process: regulation of cyclin-dependent protein serine/threonine kinase activity; regulation of transcription by RNA polymerase II.